AAAGAAAAGUAGUCAAAAGAAAAAUAUCGGAGAAACAAGUUGAUUUGUUGAAUUUGUUGUCUGUUUAUAUUUGAUUUAAGAAAAAAUUCUACAUUUCUAAGUACGAUAUUUGUGUGAAUAAAACGACCGCUUUGCGGCCCACAAUUGGUGGUAUUAGGUACGAGUGAUUGGUGCAUGAUAUCGUUGAGUGCACUGCUGACCAAAUACACGCUGGGCAUCAUGAACAACUUAGGACACAAUCAGCCAACGGGUGGAGCAGGUUCUGGUGCAGGUGGCGGUGGUGGUGUCGGCGGCAACGGCGGCGGUGGUAUGGGUAACAACAAUGGCAAUGUUAUACAAAAUCCAGCAGCAGAAGGUAGCAUGGAGCGCGGCAGUUGUUUGCUACGCUACGCAAGUCAAAAUUCUUUGGAUGAAAGCUCACAGAAACAUAUUCAACGCCCAAAUGGCAAAGAUCGCACCGUUGGACAGUAUCAUAAUGAGCAACACACAACCCGUUCAUUUGAGGCCAUGAACGAAAUGCGCAAACAAAAUUUACUCUGUGAUGUCACGUUAGUGGCCGAUGAAAUUGAGAUACCGGCACAUAAGAUGGUACUUGCCUCCUGCAGUCCCUACUUCUAUGCCAUGUUCACCGGAUUUGAGGAAUCACGUCAGGGCCGUAUCACACUACAAGGUGUUGAUCAUCGUGCGCUGGAACUGCUCAUCGAAUAUGUGUACACAUCGACAGUAGAAGUGAACGAGGACAAUGUACAAGUGUUAUUAACUGCUGCCAAUCUACUGCAGCUAACCGAUGUGCGUGAGGCCUGUUGCGAUUACUUGCAAACACAAUUGGAUGCCAGCAACUGUUUGGGCAUACGUGAAUUUGCCGAUAUACACGGUUGUGUGGAUUUACUGAACUAUGCAGACACUUACAUCGAACAGCAUUUCAAUGAAGUAAUUCAAUUCGAUGAAUUUCUCAAUCUGAAUUACGAACAAGUGAUAACUUUAAUAUGUAACGAUCGCAUUUGUGUGCCAAGUGAGGAAAAGGUGUACGAAUGUGUUAUAUCAUGGAUACGCUACGAUCCGACUAUGCGCGAACAGUUCACCGCUCUGCUCAUGGAACAUGUGCGACUGCCCUUUCUCUCCAAAGAAUACAUAACGCAACGCGUCGACAAGGAGCCAUUGUUGGAGGGCAAUAUAAUUUGCAAGAAUCUAAUAAUAGAAGCAUUAACAUAUCAUCUGCUGCCGAAUGACACCAAAUCUGCACGUACCAUACCGAGGAAACCAGUGGGUCUGCCGAAAAUACUCUUAGUCAUAGGUGGACAAGCACCGAAGGCAAUACGUUCCGUCGAAUGCUAUGAUCUGCGUGAUGAGAAGUGGUAUCAGGCAGCCGAGAUGCCAAAUAGACGUUGUCGUGCUGGCUUGGCAGUUCUGGGUGAUAAGGUGUUUGCCGUUGGCGGCUUCAACGGCUCUUUGCGGGUGCGUACUGUGGAUGUUUAUGAUCCGGCUACAGAUCAAUGGCUUACAUGUAAUAGCAUGGAGGCACGUCGUUCAACACUCGGUGUUGCCGUAUUGCAUGGUUGUAUUUAUGCUGUGGGUGGUUUUGAUGGCACAACGGGUCUCAGCAGCGCAGAGGUAUUCGAUCCGAAGACCGAACUUUGGCGUCUCAUAGCAUCGAUGUCAACGCGUCGCAGUUCUGUCGGUGUUGGUGUGGUCAAUGGUUUACUCUACGCGGUCGGUGGUUAUGAUGGCUUCUCACGUCAAUGCUUAUCAUCUGUGGAACGUUAUAAUCCAGACUCUGACAUGUGGACACCUGUAGCUGAUAUGUCAGCACGGCGUUCGGGUGCUGGUGUGGGUGUUUUGAAUAAUAUACUCUAUGCUGUGGGUGGUCAUGAUGGUCCAAUGGUGCGCAAAUCUGUGGAAGCAUAUGAUCCCGAUACAAAUGCAUGGCAUGCCGUUGCUGAUAUGGCCUACUGUCGACGCAAUGCUGGUGUUGUAGCACACGAUGGUGUGCUGUUUGUUGUGGGCGGUGAUGAUGGCACCUCGAAUUUGGGCUCCGUUGAGGUUUACUGCCCAGAAACUGACACCUGGCGCAUAUUGCCUGCUUCCAUGACAAUCGGACGCAGCUACGCCGGUGUAUGUAUGAUAGAUAAGCCCAUGUGAAUGGAAGAGCAGGGUGCAAUGGCACGCCAAGCUAAUGCAGCAGCCGGUGGAAUCAUAGAUGAUGAAAAUAGUCAAGCUGAGGGCAGCAAUGUCGAGGGUGCAGUUGGUUACUCACGUAAUGACGUGCACAUCAACUUAAACAACAAUGGCAAUGGUAAUGCUUCCCAACAACAACAACAACAACAGCAACAACAAAAUCAUCCACACUACGAAAACAUCUAUGAAUCCCUUGAGCAAUAUAAUAAUGCAGCUGUUGCUGCUGCUGCUGGAGCUGGUGUCAACGCUGUUGCCCCUGCUGAUGCAUUGCCCCAACCUCAAGCCGAUGCCAAUGUAAAUCCACCCAAUAUUAAUAAUCUUAACAAUGCCAAUAACAACGCUAACAACAACAACAACAAUAACCAACCACGCAUUUUACCCAACAUAAGUUAUAGGAAUGAUCUCUACGAUCGCACAAACACUACAUCGCCAGCUUAUGACGUGCCACGUGCAGUGCGUUCCGGUUUGGGAUUUCGACGCAAUUUUCACAUUGAUCUACAAGGAGCCAAUCGUUUUAACGCUUCGCGUCCCAGUGCAACCAACACAGCACCCACUUCGGUUUAUGGCAGCAGCAAUAACUGUCAACGUCAGCGUAGUUUCGAUGAUACCGAAUCACAGAAUUAUUACAAUUUCAAUUAUCAGCCAAGUUUGCGCUACGAAAAUAUUUACGAACAAAUACGUGAUGAACCCAUUUACCGAAAUACAGGCAGUGGCGCAAGGGUGUAUGGGCGUUUAGAUGUCAUUGGUCACGGCAUCGGACGUAUUGAGCGUCAUUUGAGCUCCUCCUGUGGCAAUAUUGAUCACUACAAUCUGGGAGGGCAUUAUGCGGUGCUCGGACACUCACACUUCGGUACUGUCGGUCACAUACGUCUAAAUACCAGUGCCACUGUUACCAAUGCACCGAUUAUUAAUAGCGGUUGUGGUAUGAAUCCGGCAGUAACAAAUACCACUGCGUCUACCACAUACAAUGUGACCACAACGGGCAGUCAGAGAGAUGCUAAUAAUGUGAAGAACAGCGCUUCAUCCUUCUUCAGCUGUUUGCAGGGUGAAAAUGCGCAGAGUAUGAGCAAUAUCUAUCGUGCUUCUGUUGGUAUGGGUGGUGGCAUGGCAAGCACCUGCGCUACUGCUGGUGCACAACAAAUACCGACGCAAUUCAAUUGUGUUGUACCGAAUAAUACAAAAGAGCGCGAACCACGUUCUGUUUCUGCGGGCCCGACAACAAUAAGCACUAAUAAUGGCAAUGCCAGCGUUGCCGUUGAUGGUCCCUCCACUUCAACAGGCAAUCGCCAAACAGGCGCUAUACCAAAAAUCAAAGCGCUCGCAAUGAACCCAAACAAACCCAGCACCUCUGCAAGUAAUGCCAACAACGCACCAGCAGAGAAGACGGUCUCCAUUAAAAAUGCAAUCACAAAGAAAACAACAAAUAAUACGAACAGUGCCGCGCCAGCAACAACAACAACUGCUAAAACAAGCACAACUAGCCCAGAACACAGCGCGAAUUCGAGCACCUUGAAUCGGAUUUCAAAAUCCAGUCUACAAUGGUUGUUGGUAAACAAAUGGUUGCCACUGUGGAUUGGACAGGGCCCAGAGUGCAAGGUGAUCGACUUCAAUUUCAUGUUUUCGCGAGAUUGCAGCGGUUGUGAUGCUGCAACCGCUGCCACGCAAAUGUCCAAUCCUUAUUAUACGCCACGUUUAGGUGGCAUGAUGCCCCACGAUUUAAUGCGUUUCAGUGCAGCUAAUGCCGAGUUGCACGCGCCUUGUGCAGCCGCAUCGACAGCCCUAAGACGCGAUCUGAAUAUGCGACCGCGCGCUUUGAAUCGCUUGCGUGAAUAUGAACAGAAUCGGCGUGAGACAACAACAACACAUCGCUAUGAAGAUCCCUCAUAUGAAAAUGUACACGUGCAUUGGCAAAACGGGUUUGAAUUUGGACGCUCACGUGAUUAUGAUCACAAUCAUCAGAAUGCAACAGGCACCGCACGUCCCCAACUACAACGUGCGCGCUCCGAAAGUCCAAACUUCAGCACACAACAACGACGCAUGCGCCAAAAUUCCAAUGCAACACCGAGUGGCAGUAACGCAGCACCCACUGCGGGUUAUACUACAACAAAAUAUGUUGAUACAUUCAAAAAUUAUGUACUCAAUGCGGAGAACAACACAUUCAAACCGAAAUUGGUGAAAUCUGAGAACAGCGACACUCUAAAUUGUGUGGCCAGUGGCAGUGGUAAUGGAACUGGCGCAGCUGAAGUAAUAAAUAAUCCGUUAUCAGAUACUAUUGACGUGCAUGAGUCUACACCGCCACCGGCGAGCGCACAAGCAAACAUAGUGAAAUCAGUUGGCGAACUCGAAGUCGAAGUGGAUGAGGCCAUAGGUGGUUUCAACAAUGAAGUGGCCGCUUGCAGUGUCCAUGCAAGUAUGGGUGAUAACGAAGGCGUACAGCCCACAAAUUCAAAUCGAAUAGUAAUAGUUAAUGGAAGAGAAAAUGUAAACAUAAAUGACAACGAGACUGAUCCUACAAAGACAAAAGCCACUAACGACAACAACAAUACUAAUGUAAAGUCUACUAACAAUGAACAAAACGACGAUUGAAACCCCAAGCGUUUGCAUAAUUAUGCUCAGUUGAACAAAUUAGUUGUUAAAUGAUACAUACAAAGAGAUAACUAAUAAUUUUGAAGCUGUCGAAAUUAGAAAUCAAUAUAAGAAAACCAGUAAUUUUGUGUAUUAAGCUUUCAGUUGAAAUUAUAUAUAUCACUAUAUCAAAUACUAAAUAUUCAAUAUCGUAGUGAACUAGUAGCCAUGAGUAUGAAUUUAGAAAAUAGUUGUACUAAAGAUAUAUGUACGCACAUAAAAACCGCAAUUUGCAAUUUCCUUAGGCAAAAAAAACAAUUUUGCAUUAUAGUCUACAAAUUAGAUGAACUCAACAGGAUUUAUCCCUUUGUAUUUUCGACAUUUUUUUUUCAGUUACAUGUUAAUCCAUGUUGACUUUUAAUUAUGUAUAAGUAAAACAUAUGUAUAAGUUUUUUUUUCUAUUUACUCAUUAUUGCAUUAUUCAUUGCAUGAGUUUUACAACAUGCUCAUUGCUCUGUUGUUUAUUAUUAUAUAUAUACAUAGUAUGUACUAAUUUAUUUGAUAAAGACAAUACAUGUAAAAAUACCUACGGGCUUAUUAAAUAACAAAUUUAGAUUUUUUAUUUAAACUGUAGAAGUUCAGGGCGCAUAAUAACUGCCACUACUGUAUGCAGCGUGUUUCGUUUUCAAAUGUCUCUACACUGUCAAUUUCUUGCAUUUUGUAGACAUUUUCAAAAUCUAUGCGUUGCUGUUUUCAACUGAACUGUCAAACGCUUAGGCGCGUUAUGUAGUUCCAGCUUUAAUUUUGUCUGCUUUCAUACCCCGGAGCGCGUGGUCGCAGCCAACUUCAUGUUAUUUAUUAAACGCAACAACCCUCAACAACUUGUUUACCUCUUUCUACGUGUUUAAUGUGAUUCCUUUGUGUGUAUUUUAAUUAGUUUUACGUGCAUAUUAAAAUUUAAAAAAUGCUUCACAAACAUCAAAAUGCAUAUUUAAAUAAAAAAACAAUUAUUUCAAUUAAAAAACAAUAAUAUUUGAGCUUGCUGUCGCAUUUCUAAACUCUGCGUGUGGUACAACACGUUUCAGUGUAAAACAGCUUUAUUGAACAAACUCGGUGAAUGCAACCCUAUGUUCAAUUCAACGAAUCGUCGAACAACGAGAGCAUUUGUUCAGAUAAAAUCGUGUUUGCGGGUGAGUUGGACGUGAAAAUUUGCAGCGCUGGGCGUUUAUUUGAUAAUUUUCUUUGUUUUUUUUUAUCUCUGCUGCAUUAUACCUACUUAUAUUUGAAGAGACUGUACUUUUGUAAAGAAAAAAGCGAAAACAAAGUAAAAAAUGGAGUUCUUUUAUUGCUAGGUUAUAAGUAGUUAUUUUAUGCAGAGAAGAAUUGUGUUUACUAUUUUGUACUUGUUAUAAGGAGCUGUAUGAAUUUAAAUCCACGCUACAAAAUUUAUUGAUCUCAAGUGUUACUUCAAAAGGCAUACUAGUGCCGAGUACAAAGAAAAUCUGCAAUUUCGGUUAAUACUAUCGUUCUUGUAAACCGAAAACUUAAACGAUAUAUUAAAAAAUAGUGUCUAUAUUUGCAAUAAGUUAAAUUAGUGCUUAAUUAGUUUGCUAUACGAGAAAAUAUAUUUGUCAUCACAAAAUGGCGAAAUUCUGGAAACGUGGCUGAAUAUUUUGUAAUAGAUUGUAUUUUGUACAUGAACCAUUUUACACGCUUUCGAGUUGCCACUUGAUGGGGAUUGCAUUGGCAAGUAUUUUAUACUAAAACAAUUCCACGAAUUGAUUGAAGUUGGGAGUUCGUGUGCAUGAAAAUAAACGAUUGUUAUUUUGAGAGCCACUGAAUUUCGUUUCAUACCAAGUGAAGCAGAUAUGUGGCAACCUUGGUAGAUAUAAGUUCAAUUUAGCUGCGGUUUAAUAUGUAAAUAGCAUCUAUUACAACAUUGAGACGUCGCCAUUAUAGAAAAUUUCUCUAUAAUAUUUUCGCAGUAGUUUUCCAAAACACCUUGGACAAAUAAUACGUUUAACAAGAACGUCAUCGAGGGAUUGAAUUAUUAAAAUUAUUCAUUAAAAAUAUUGUCUUUCAUAACAAUACUAGUUAUGUUUGUUUAUUAUUGCAAAUAAAAGCAUUUAGGUAA
Zeugodacus cucurbitae (melon fly) is the source of this 6874-nucleotide messenger RNA. RefSeq names its product ring canal kelch protein (gene kel). Lineage: Eukaryota; Metazoa; Arthropoda; Insecta; Diptera; Tephritidae. The record is from RefSeq and is a predicted model, not a curated record. The transcript is spliced from 10 exons. Gene Ontology annotation, molecular function: protein binding.